Pocillopora meandrina is the source of this 9446-nucleotide messenger RNA. The record is from the annotation of a GenBank genome assembly. NCBI's taxonomy places the organism in Eukaryota, Metazoa, Cnidaria, Anthozoa, Scleractinia, Pocilloporidae.
GAAUUGUCACAGGUCGCGCGCAUGUGUGAAUUCAGUUCUUACUUCGUUCGUAGGCCGGAAAAGAACACGAACGCUUCUCCGGGUUUAGAAGAGUAUUAUGAAGCAACGUUGAAUUUCUAUGUAUUAUUAUGGCAAGAUCCAGCCGAGCUUCUCCCAUGUCUCCAGAGGUCUCAAUAUCAAGUCGGAAAUCGAGGAAUAUUGGCAGGGAUCUCGACGGGUCUUGCAAUGAGGUAAAAAAAAAAAAGGUUAGCUGUAAAUUGUGUAAAACUGAGACAGAGAAAGGACAGGGCGUAGUUUGGCUUUGGUCAGAAGAAAAUCGCAGCGCUUGCUGGUUCAUUUCAAACGAAUUUAGUUGAUUGUGUUUGUAGUCUUUGUAAACAAAUUCUUCAUUUGUCGUAAUCACAAACUUCCAAACGCUUUUAUGAUACCUAAACAUUGACGGAUACCCGAAGAAAUAUGGCCGCAAAGGAAGGAAAAGGAUUUGUGUUUGCUCGUCCAAAAGACUGUGGACAAAAACAAGAUCACGUGCAUGUAGCCUCUUGUGGAUGUCCUCAGGGACGAAGACCUUGUCGCGAACGAUAUCAGUGUCAAAGUUUGAAAGCCACGUAGACGAAACAUCGAAUGUGAUAUGGCGUUCUUUUAACAUUCUUUUAGACUUGUCUGGUCGGGGGCACAUCCUACGCAGCUUUUCAUGUACGUGGGCUUAUCGAAUUCCAUAUUUUUCUCAUAACAGAAAGAUUCUGUUCCGAGUGCAGCUUUUUAUUGUAAUUUUUUUUUUUAGCCCGAGGGCUUGUUUUGAGAGCAUUCGUAAUGAAAGAGUCCUGUUUUGCGCUGCAUAUUACAACAGGCUAUUUGAUAAAUGCCGAGCGAACUUAAUGUUUUGUAAACCCAGUAGAUCACAAAAACAUAUCGCUCUCUGAUUACGAUUCUCAAACCGAUAGCACAGAUAAAACAUUGUCUUUAGAAAUCGGAUAAGGAAACGUUGUGAAUUUUUUUUCUGUUUUUAAAUGUAUCGACUGAGGUUCGAAUGCGGCCCCAAGAUAUCUUUAAUGAAAUUGUUUUCAUCGUAAGUUUAGAUCGACUAAAAGAAAAAAAAAAAAGAUGAGAAAUGAGAUUUUCAAGCCGAAAGAAAUUUUGAUGGCAACUGUUUCUUACCAAAUAAGACAUUUCUCUUAUUGAUUUUAUUUUUCCUUUGGGGGAAAACGGAAAUAAGAUAUAAACGUAUGGCGCGCCAUUGUAUGCUGAAGAGACCCGAGCGAUUAAAGCGCUUUUAUCAAAAAUACCAACCAAUCAUAACGAGACACUACUCUUGUUCUCUGUUUCCAGCUGUCACUCUUACGACGUCGCUUAAAUAUUUCACCGGAUGACACUGACAUGAAUUAUUCAGAGAAUUCUCGCGAAAAUACAACCGUAAAGGAGGAAAAGUCAGUCGUGGUUUGGUAUUUUUGAUAUCCAAUGAAAUGAAUAUCACCUCUUUGCAGAAAGCGCGUCAAAUGUCAUCGCUCGUGCGAUUACAUUUUAGCUUUUAAUAUUCGAAACACAUAUCUUAUUGUUUUGUCAUUUUUGAAGAAUAUCCGAUAACGAACCAUCAGGGCGCGCAUCGAACAAAGGAUCAUAGGCGGGCGGUCGCUGUUUGCGGUGAGCAAUUCAAAUUCAUUGUAAAAAAUGUCUUUUUUGACAUUAUAAAGAAUCCUUCUGAUGGCUACGGCGAAUUAGAGUGUGUGCAUUCGGGAAUUCUAUUGGUCGAGAAAGUGCGCAUAAUGACUUAAAGAUCUUUGUGGGUUUUGUUAGUUUAGCCGAUGUUUGGUGGAUAGAACAAAUACUGAAGUACAGUGACAUGUCGCCCUUACAACUGACGUUGACAUUAUCAGGUUUAAUUUUUGUAUUUGUAUGUGCUUCUAAUGUCACGUACAGGUCACGGAAGGCGAAAAUCUUACCACUGAUGAUUUAGAUGAUUCUGAGUCCGGGGAACACGACAAGCUGAACGGUAUUAUGAGCGACACUGCUAAGCGUUUUUCUUCGCUUCUGACCGUCAUUUGCCGAACAGCAAAAAGAUCUGCGAACAAAAUGGCGAAAAUACGGAAGAAAAAGAAUGGAGGCGCAGAAGAAAUCAGCAACUUGCCAACAAAAACUGAUGUCGUAGGGAGUCCUUGUCGAGUGACGCGUGCACCUCAGAAAUCUACUUCAAACGACGAAGACAAGGGUAUAAUCAUUCUACAAGUGCUUUUCAUUUUAUGUAGGGUUGAAGUCGAAUAUGAAAGUGAGAUUUUAACAAGAGUUUUAUUAUUUACAGUGGAGCAGCAGUUCAACGAGACAUAUGAAUUGCACCAUCUCCUCGGCCAAGGGGGAUUUGCUGUUGUUUAUUCCGGAACAAGGGUUCGAGAUGGCUUGGCAGUAAGUGAUCUCUUUUCCUGUCACUGAUUCACAACUAAUUCAUGACUUGGAGAGAGGGACGAUGGAUAAGCUAUCGAAUCUAAGAUAGGAAAUGGUGAAAUGGUCUUAAAAAACACGAAUCUCGCAUGACUCGACAAAAGACAGCGUGAUUCUAUUCAACAAAAAGAUCGUGAUAGUUAUUGAGUGACCCAAUCAAAUUUCCAGAUCAAAAUUUUCUGAUCGUGUGUUCUGAUCAAUUGUUCCAAGUGAUGAUGAUCAAACGUGUUAAUGUAAACCCUCGUGUCGGAGGUUUGCAUGGGCAUUGUUAAGAAUUUGCCACUGGUUAUUUUUUUUUUUUUCGUUUUAUCUUUAAUCGCUGCGUUCUGCCGAUCGCUGUAAGUUAUUUAUCCCAGCUAUAUCGAAACCUUGUAAUGGUCACGUACAUAUGGAGACUGCACAGUUUUUUCAUAAACCUAUCUCAUGUAGACAAGUUUAUUUGCCGCAAAUUAAGAAACUCUUGGCUACCAAUUCCAACCUCAUUGUUUUUUCAGUUUUUAAUAUUCAUGCAAAAUAUGAUUGAGCUGGAAAGAUGCUUAGUAUGGAUGAACAAUAUACCGCAUAAUUUUUGUAUUAAAAUUCUUCAAGCUGUCAUCGACUCACAAUAAACCCGAGUUCUUUGGCGGCGAAGGUUCCUGAUAUUUCAACAAUUAGCGAAUGUCUGAGGGAUGGUUCAGCCCCAGCUGUUAAGGGUUUAACUUCAAGCGGCUUCUUUUUUCUCAUGUUUAAGUUGAAUCAGUCACCCAUGUGUGCUCGACCUUCUUUCUGGAGUAAAAUGGCGUACUUGAUGAAAUUGAAAAUAAAUAUCAGCCUGCACCACUGAUCUGCAUGGCGAUUAUCUUACACAGUGAGCAAUCAACUAGCAGAAUCUUAUCACCCUAGGUGUCAAAAGCCAUUAUCUAAACCAUAACAUUGAGUUUUGUGGUAAGACGUUAAAAUUAGCAUAACAAGAAUUUUGCAUGAAUAUUUUAGAUUGGGAAAAGGUAAGGAAAAACCAAAGUUUUCUUAGAAAGGUAAAGCUUUCCCAGCUCACAUUGGAAUAGUCGUUUCACCGAAAUUUCGCGAAGAAAAUAUGAAAAUAAACACGUUCUGUAUUGAUUCAAAUCAUUUAAAUCAUUCAAGGGUAAUGAGCUUUAAUUUUUUUUUCAUUUUUAAGGAAUAAGUGUGGUCUCAAAAAUCAACAUAAUGGUGAAAUUGAAUUUUAUUUUGAAAAACUUGACAUCAAUAUUUGAGAUUUUUAAAAAACCGGUUUUUCCUCACUUGGAAAGUUUUCGGAUAUCAGCUUUCCACAAGCACAUACAUCUUUCAAAUCCUGAAAAUCUUUCCUUAAAAAGUGGGCUUUCAAUACUCUAGUCGCUCUACUCAAUACUCUUUGUCUUGGUUACCAAUUAUUGUGUUUGUGAAGUUUUCUUCAAGUUUUUUUUUCAUGAUAUGUUGAGGUUUGACUUUUUUCUCUCUAUGAAAUGCCAGAAAUGCGAGACUGUUAUACGAUCUUUUUGCAAAAUAAUUGUCGCUCUAGAACAUCAGUUUGAAAGUAUAUCGUCUAUCAGCUUUGCAUAAAUAACGUUCUCCUCCAAUAAACUGAUUUUAUCUACAAAGAGCUGAGAUUCCCUCCAGUGAUCUAUAUGAAAUUUUCCAAACUCAAGGUUACGAAAAAUGCCUGUAAGAUAAUUAUUUUGAUUCAAAGAAUCGUUGUUUAAAUUCGAAGGUAACCCAUAGAAAGUAACUUAAAUAUAAAAGUUACGUAACUUUUCCCUUUAGCAAACAUCACUCGAAUAUUUUUCAAAUCAUUAAGUCUAUGAAUUAUUGCUUAAGGAAAGAUAUACUUUCAUUAGGAAAAAAAACAAGUAAUAUUUCAAAUCGAAUGAUUAUUUUUGUGAAGUUCAAGUUAAAAGGUUCUUGAUGAUUAAAUUUUGCAUAGAACUGCCAUGAACACACCAUCGCAAAAGGCUCGGAAUUUAGAUUUUUAAUUUUCGUCGGAGAAGAAACAGCAGUAGGGUUCAUUUGAUUCUAACUGUUGACAGUACAAAUUCAAGAAACCAGUUUCUGUUUGUUUGUUUUUUUUUAUUUCAGCUAUCGAUCACAUAUAUAAUUUUAUUACAUCUGGGCCUGUCUAUUUCCAGUAUCGAUGCUUUGCCUUAGCUGUUUCAUUUAUCACAGAAGAUUUUUCCUGUCGGGCGAAUCAGACAGAAAAGUGUACUCUUACUAAAUAGAGGCAGAUUUUGUACAAAUUAUAGAGGUGUCGAAAACGGGGAAAAGCUUUACGCUUCCUUAUUGAAACACAGUUUAUUCACUUGAUUUACAAUUUUAUUACCACGCUUCGGUUAAUUUCCACUCACAGCUCCUAGCUAAUUGGAAAAUAACACAGGAAAAGUCACGUUGCAAGCACAUGGAACAAGGCCACAUAUGGGCGAAAAAACACGUGCCGCAUACACGUUUUUUUGGUUACGUAAUAGAUAAACGAGAUAACCAGAAAUGUGAAUCAAAUUAAGACUGAUCAACAUAUCUCACAGUUUCCAACAGGAGGCCCCUUAGCUUGAAUUUGCAUUAAAAACUUCAAUCACAAAUCAAGAAAAUAACAAGAUUUCUAUCAUUUUGAUAACGAUUUUAAAAUUUCGAAUAUUGUGACAGUUGUAUGACGUUGGUUUGGGUAUGGGGAUCAUCAUUAUAGAAUUUGUUUGUUUUUUCUUAGGUCGCAAUCAAGGUCAUUCCCAAGAGCAACGUAUACUCUUUUGAUGAGGUAUGUAGGUUUGUAAGUUCUUAUUCAAACGUCUUAUUUAACGAGUGCAAAUUUUUCUUUUGCGAGGGAGUAACGGAGGAGAGGCGGGGAACGUCCGUGGGGUGUCUAACGCCCCCCCCCCCAAACGAAAAUUACAGGGGGUAUAACUUCCCGCCCCCCCUCAACAUUUCGGUGUAGACAUUUUUGAGGUAUGUGGGUUGGUAAAUUAUUAUCUAAACGUCAAAAGUUUUCAUACGAAAGGGUAUAACGGAGGAGUAAGAACUCCAGUCCACCCGAAAAAAAAUGAAAGAGGGAAGGGGCUCCACGCCCACUGCAUUUCGGUGCGGAAAUUAUCGCAAUCGCAGCAACAAAAAAUUCAGCAUCUUGAUCUUUCCACGAAUAAUUUUAUCAGAACCGCUUGGCUCGGUGUCUGAUAUAAAGCUGAAGUUAUUUUCAACUUUUUCCUAAGGAAAGUGAAGUUCCAGUACCAAUGGAAGUCCAUCUUCAUAGAUUUCUUGAUCACCCAAACGUCAUAAAACUUCUCGACUACUUCGAGCAUGCGCAGGCGUAUGUGAUGGUGCUAGAGAGACCCAAGUACCACAAGGAUCUUUUCGAUUACAUCACUGAAAAGCGACGACUGGAUGAGAACGAGGCGAGAAACAUUUUCCGCCAGGUAGUUGAGGCAGUGAUGUACUGUGAAGCAAAAGGAAUCUUCCAUCGUGAUAUCAAAGAUGAAAAUAUUUUGCUUGAUUCUAUAACUGGGCAAGUGAAGCUGAUUGAUUUUGGUUCAGGGACGGUGCUUGAGAACACUUUGUACACGGACUACGAAGGUCAGUUUUAGAAAACUUAAAAAUACCACUUUCCAUGACUGCUAUGACUGCUAUGACCACUCAAAGAAAAAAACAUUCAACUAGCGAGAUAUUGCACCUUUCAACUCUUUAAAAACUUAUGUAGAAGAGAUACCGGUAAGUUGCAACCUUUUUUCGCGAUCGAUCCAAAAUUUUGCGGGAACGAUCCAACUUAAACACUAACGUGAAAAUUAGGCUUUCACACGAUUUUCAUAAGAGCGCUUUGAUUGCAACGACCAGCAGCGUUCUUGACGACUUUUUUUUGCACUAAACUAUUUAUCGCAUGACCCGUAAGGCUCCGCGCGCGCACGGCCAGAAAAAGUUGCACGGCUCCAGGAAGUUUAGCGGUCAAAUGUGAAAACGCUUAUUGUAGGGCUGGAUGGCGAAAACAGUAGGAUGUCGGUCAUAACGUGUGACCUUGCUGCGCUUGGUUUGUACUUCAUGAUCUCGACCCACUCAGUCAAUAAGUAGAUAUUUUUAGAUUGACUUAAUGUUCCGCUCGGAGUCGAAACUCUACUCUGCUAAAGUUGCUCCUACCACAAGGUUCAAUUAUCCGACAGUGUUUAUGAAAUUCACCACAAAGGGGAAAAUUUAUUCCUCUCAUUUUGUGCUGUGCAGUGAACAGGAAUGAAUGGUACACAAUCUCAAAACGCACGUGCAAACCUUUGCUUGCUAAACUUUUUGCUUUGGGCAUUCCAACGGACUUGACUUUUUGUAUUAGACUUUACAAAAACUGUUUUGGCAAAAACUUCAUCCUUUAAAUUAAAAACAAAGCGAAGCAAAUUAUGGAGCAGGUCCAAGGAAUAGGAGACCAAGAGAUUUCUACAGUUGAAAGUUAAGAUCAAAGUAUGAGCACUUAAUUUUGGUACUCGUUUUCUUCUGUCACAAUUGAAAGUUCCGUAGAAACGAAUCUCUUGUAACGGACACUAUUGAGAUAUUACAGCUCAACCUCUUUCUGUACCUUGAUAAUGGUCCGUUUUCUGGAGCCCCUGAGAUUAAUUUCUAAUGACAUAGUCCCACAAGCAGCCAGUCCACGAACACUAACCAAAAUAAAACGUUCAUAUAGCGAACCUUCAAGUGAAGUCAUCAUCUUGUGUUUUUCCUCAAGGAACUCGAGCCUACUGUCCUCCGGAGUGGUUUCGUUUUCAUCGCUAUUACGCACGCCCAGCCACCGUAUGGUCACUGGGAAUACUGCUGCACAACAUGAUCGUGGGAGACGUGCCAUUUUCAAACGAAAUAGAGAUUGUAAGAGGCGAGUUGAAUUUCCCGGAUGAUGUCAGUAAAGGUGAGUGAAUGAGACAAAAAGAUAAUCUAAAGACGGUCGAUUAUUGGUGGGAAACUUAUCAUUGUAAAGGGAUAUAGAUUCUUGGAGAUAAGGAAUGCCUUAAGGACCUUAUAAACCCGUGUGGGGUUUAUUGAUUUCUAGACAGAUUGGCGAGGGUUGAGAGGGGAGUGGGGUGGGGGUGGCGUUUGGCUAUGAGAGAGGUGGAUAGUCUGUUAAAAGUUUUCUCGGAACCAAAUCCAAUUUAUUGAUUUUCUUCUGACUGGUAGACGGGGGCCUUUAGGAAAAGUGGGCAUAUCAAGGAGGGGACUGGAAGAGAGGAUUAAUAAAGGGGAUUUGUUAGAGGUUUUAGUAAAAAGGGCCUUUCAGAGAGGAUGAAUUAAAGGGGGCUUAUUAUAAAAGGGGCUUUUGGAGAGAGGACUUAUCGGAGGGAGCAUCACCAGAGUGAGGCUUAUUAGAGAGGAAACUCAUCUAAAAGGUAGCUCACUAGAGGGGGGUAUAAAUAGAGGAAGGUGUAUUGAAGGGAGGGCAGAGGUUUAAAUAGAACAAAUCUGAAAAUGAAAGCGAUCUUCGCAGCAAUGAACACUACUUAAGCAGUGGUGAAAAUAUGGCUUCAGGCUCGUACGGGAUUUGAACCCAUGACCCCUGUGAUACCGGUGCAGUGGUCUACCAACUGAGCUAACAAACCAACUGGGAGCUGGUCAUUAUGCUGGUUCGUAUCGAACCUGUGAAGUGGUGAAUAAAUGACUGUGAAUAUGUAAAAAUGAUAUAUGUGAACUGCGGAAUAAGAAAUGAAUACGAAAGCGAUCUUUGCAGGAAUAAUCACUGCUUAAGCGGUAGUGAAAAUAGGGCCCGAAAAAAGGCUUGAACAAAUUUAUAACAACAAAACUAUCACCAUGUUUUUGUUCCGGGGUUAUGGGUGAGAGAAGGUCUUUUUUAAGAGAGCGGAGAUUAUCGGUAUAUUUUCAGUAUAUGAAUGGCUUGAAGAGGCUUGUUAUCUUCCCCCGAGGUUCAUAUAAGUAUUUCAUCUUGUGCAGAUCUACAAGAUAUGCUACGAUGUCUCCUAACAAAGCACCCAUCGUACAGACCCACGUUGGAGGAGGUUUUACAACAUCCCUGGCUUCAGCAUCAUAGACAUAAACUUCGUGGUCCUGUAGAUAGGAGAAUGUGUCAGAGUGCACCAAACCCGGGGGAGAUCCCCGAGGGAAGACGUGGACGACAGGGACAUAUAGGAAAUUCUGGUCUUUGAUACGGAAGGCUGAGAAAGGAACUCGAAAAUUUCUGUCAAUCAUGAGACAAAGUCUACAAUGCUUAUCUCCAAUUGUAAGACUUGAAACUUAAGAAGCACGAACGAGGGCGCGGUUAAGAGCUACGUGCCUAAGCUACUCAGAUCACGUGCAUGAAUUCCACAAGCCAUAACGGACUUAAGUGGUCGACCAACUAAAAAGAAACAAGGUCUUAUGUUUUUCACCCUUAAGAGAGGCGUUGUCAAGAGGGCGGUACGCUUAAGAAGAUCUGGUAGAUUACGGAAGAGAGAAACAGGGCGUUCUGUGAAUGGGAAAGCCAUAAGUUAGAAAAAAAAAAGAGGGGAUGACGCUAUCCAACGGAUAAAUUGCUAUCUGGUAGAUUUGUGUUGACAAAUCCUAAUGCUCUGUCCACGGAUUUAUCUAAUAGAAAGCGUCAUCCAACCUUCGAUCGAUGGGGACCAAGUCUUCAUACAAACGUUCCGUUUUCAGUUUCAGUUUCCAUCGAAAUACUGUCCUGAAAAAUGUUCUCAUCCGUAGGUUUUCUUCGCAAAACCACGCCACUUAAGUUAACGAACAGUUGCGUGGCUGAUUCGUCCUCAGUCUUCAAAAUUGGAGCCAUCGACGCGGGUAAGAUGGAAGCGCGAGCGGAAUGGGCAAGAGGAAACCGUCACCCUCUCCUCUCCUUCUUUAGUGUCGCACACCUUUGGAGUAAACUGAGGACGAGUAAGUGCAUAGUGUCACACUAUCAUUUACCAUUUCAAAGACGAAAGGGAAGGAGUGGGAAAGUUUGACUAUUUGUCAAAAUUCGGUUAGACUUACAGACCGACUGAUCAUAAAAACAGCUUGAGAGGAACUUUUUUUUUACGAAGUCUCUAAAUGAAUGACUCUAAACACUUGUUUCAACGCGAGAGAUUCGUGAG